ACAUCACGCGGCCUGAGGCGGCGGCGGCGCCCCCGGCCCACCCGCAGCCCCCGACGCAGAGGCGCCGCGGCGGGGCCCGGCAGAGGAUGGUGCGCGGCGCGCCGGGGGCUCCCCGCCGCCAGGGCCGCAGCGCCGACGCCGAGGCCGAGCCGGCAGCCCGGUGCAGCCGACCCCCGCUCCGGGCGCGGGGCGAUCGGCCCCGGUGAAGACGCCCAGGGCGGCGCGGGCGCAGCGGCCAUGGGCGCCCUGACUAGCCGGCAGCACGCGGGCGUGGAGGAGGUGGACAUCCCGUCCAAUUCCGUGUACCGCUACCCGCCCAAGUCCGGAAGCUACUUUGCCAGCCACUUCAUCAUGGGAGGAGAGAAGUUCGACUCGACCCACCCCGAAGGUUACCUGUUCGGCGAGAACAGCGAUCUGAACUUCCUGGGGAACAGACCCGUGGCGUUUCCGUACGCUGCGCCCCCGCCCCAAGAGCCGGUGAAGACUCUGAGAAGCCUGAUCAACAUUCGGAAGGACACGCUGAGGCUCGUCAAGUGCGCCGAGGAAGUGAAGACCCCUGGGGAAGAGGCCGGCAAGGCCAAAGUCCACUACAACGUGGAGUUCACCUUUGACACCGACGCCCGCGUGGCCAUCACCAUCUACUACCAGGCCACCGAGGAGUUCCAGAACGGCAUCGCCAGCUACAUCCCCAAAGACAACAGCCUGCAGUCGGAGACCGUGCACUUCAAGCGGGGCGUGUGCCAGCAGUUCUGCCUGCCCUCGCACACAGUGGACCUGUCCGACUGGGCCGAGGACGAGCUCGGCUUCGAUCUGGACCGGGAGGUCUACCCUUUGGUGGUGCACGCGGUGGUGGACGAAGGAGACGAGUACUUUGGCCACUGCCACGUGCUGCUGGGCACUUUCGAAAAGCACACAGACGGGACCUUCUGUGUCAAGCCCCUCAAACAGAAACAAGUAGUAGACGGGGUCAGCUACCUCCUCCAGGAGAUCUAUGGGAUUGAAAACAAGUACAACACGCAAGAGUCCAAGGUGGCGGAGGACGAGGUGAGCGACAACAGCGCCGAGUGUGUGGUGUGCCUCUCGGACGUCCGGGACACCCUGAUCCUGCCCUGCCGCCACCUCUGCCUGUGCAACACCUGCGCAGACACGCUGCGUUACCAGGCCAACAACUGCCCCAUCUGCCGACUGCCCUUCCGGGCUCUGCUUCAGAUCCGAGCCAUGAGGAAGAAACUGGGCCCCUUGUCCCCAACCAGCUUCAACCCCAUCAUCUCCUCGCAGACGUCCGACUCGGAAGAGCACUCGUCCUCGGAGAACAUUCCACCGGGUUACGAAGUGGUGUCUCUCCUGGAGGCCCUCAACGGGCCCCUCACGCCCUCGCCAGCGAUCCCCCCGCUCCACGUGCUUGGAGACGGCCACCUGUCGGGGAUGCUGCCUGCCUACGGCAGCGAAGGCCACCUGCCGCCCAUCAGGACGCUGUCCCCGCUGGACCGCCUGUCCGACUGCAGCAGCCAAGGGCUGAAGCUCAAACGGAGUCUCUCCAAGUCCGUCUCCCAGAAUUCCUCCGUGCUGCGGGAGGAGGAGGACGAGCGUUCCUGCAGCGAAUCGGAGACGCACCUGUCUCAGAGGCCGUCAGCUCAGCAGCUCGAAGAGGAGUGUGGCGUCACUCCGGACAGCGAGAACCUGACCCUGUCCUCGUCAGGAGGCAUUGACCAGUCAUCUUGCACCGGGACACCUCUGUCUUCCACCAUUUCCUCCCCGGAAGACCCCGCCAGCAGCAGUCUGGCCCAGUCGGUCAUGUCCAUGGUGUCCUCCCAGAGCCGGCACUCCCAGAUCAGCACCGACACCGUCUCCUCCAUGUCCGGCUCCUACAUCGCCCCCGGCACCGGCACCGGCACCGAGGACGAGGGAGAGGCUUUCCCCUCCCCGCUGGCCGACAGCAGGGCCGCCUCAGAGGAAGGAGAGGUGGCGGCAUCUGCAGACAGCAACUUUGUGGGCCUCGCGGAAGAGCAGGAUGCAGAGGGGAACGACGUGAUGGAGGAAGACGACGGAUCCCCCACGCAAGAAGAUGGCCAGAGGACAUGCGCAUUUCUAGGUAUGGAGUGUGACAAUAACAAUGACUUUGACAUCGCAAGCGUGAAAGCACUGGACAAUAAGCUGUGCUCUGAGGUCUGCUUACCCGCCGCAGUUCCGGAGUCCUGCCCCAUAGACAUUGAGGAAUAGGCCCCUGGCAGGCUGACGACAACGUGGUCAACUGUCGGAACACGCAGCGCCGUCGCCUGUCGUCCAGCAGCCUGGAGGACGCCGAGAACAGGCCCUGCGUCUGGGGUCCCUUGGCCGUCUGAGGGCCCCGCCCCCGCGCGCCGGAGCUCCCUCCUGUCCCCACGUCCCGUCCUGGCCUCUCGGGACCGAGGGCCGCCUGGGCGUCCUCAGCAGGACACACGGAGACUUGCAUACCCACGCGGAGAAGCCCGGUGUGGAGAUCAGCCCGCUCCCGCUCCCAGUCUCGCCUCCCUCCACGGCCGCCAUCCCACCCCUCCCAGGACGGACCGGAAGCCUCCUUCCUCCUCGCGGCCUGAAACCACCGGAGGAACUGCCGCUCGUGAGACCCUUUGCAGAGAGACUCUCUAGAACGUUCCCACUGCAUCGUGCGUGGCCUUCCGGUGGAGCCAAGGUCCACGGGCUGGUUGCUUGCUGAGCAUCCUUCUCCCUGGAGGUAGACCGAGAGACCCGGAGUCUUCGUGGCUUCAUAACAGACAUCCGCCUGGCAUUUUUCGGUUUCUGGGACAUCGUAACCAAUUCGAACCCUCCUGUUGGAAGGGGCAGGUGGGGAUGACGCCUGGGCCAAGGGAAAGCCCCACGCGUGGCGCUCUCAGUGGAGUCUCCCGGUCCUCAAGGACAGGAGAGCCGGUGGCAACCGAGAAGACAGAUGGAAAAAACCGUUCUUACUUUUGGCACGUGAGCUGGUGUCUCGCGCCCCGUGUGUCUGUCCGUUUAGGAAGGGGGCCAUGACCUGGAGAAUACCCCCUAGACGACCACCCACAGGAGGGUUUCUUAGGAUCAGGGCGCAUCCACGGAGGCCUGGGACUCCGCCCUAAGGCAGCAUUUCAGAACCCGCGGUUUCGGCCACCUCCGUGUGAGGGGCGUGUGUGGGCAGCCGUGUCAGCACGACAGCCCUGUCCGGCGGCGGUCUUACCCCUGGUGCCCGUCUCCACCCUUGCUGUCAGUAGUUUAAUAGUUGAAGAAAUAGGCCGCAAGAGGGGUGGACCAGUGAUCCCCCCGCCUCUGGUACCCCGGAGCCCGAAAGGAAGUGGUAGAAAGCACCAAGCCAGGGCCAGCAGUGGGCUGGGAGCCUCCCCACCCCCCCUAUACUCACCCCCCCAACCUUCCCGUGUUCCUGAGCCUGAUAGGAGAAAGGGGAGGCAUUGCCUUCCACCGGCUCGUUCGAGAUUCGGAGACGCUGUCUGUUUGCAUCAGGCACCCACCCCACCCCGGCCCCGUGCAGGGCGGGCGAACAGAAGCCUGCAACGGUGAGGCUGCGCUGGCCCGCAUGCCGCUGGGUGUUUCUCUGCGCUGAGCCCCAGCAUUGUGGACCCCUCAUAGCUCUCGGGCAGACGCUCUGUCCACUGGCUUUCGGGAAAGGUGGUUUCUCAGUGGAGCCCAGGACCAGGAGGCAAAUCUGGGUCCAGCAAUUUGUGAGGCUGAACUAUGGAGCCUGGGCUGUCCCCGUCCUGAUGGCUUGUCUUAGUAUUGGGAAGUGUCCCUGGAGAAGAGUUUCUCAGGGCCCUUUCCAGGACCUCGCAGAGAGCCCUUGCAGGGCCCCGGGGAUCCUUUGCACCGCCAGGCGGGCGGGGGACCCUCACACUGUCUAGUGGUUGUGGCUCACGCUCUGCCCUGGUCGAGGGGGAGGCCCGUUGUCCUGACAGAUGUGCCAUGAGCCAAGCCUGGCUCUCGGCUGCCGUCUUGAGUUGCUGGGACCCCCUCCCCAACUCCUGCAGUGGACUCUGUGGGUUUAGGCCCGCUUCCUGCCCCCUCUCCCUCCCCACCCCUGCCGCGUGUGCUUUCAGUCCCGUUCAUAUUUACAAGCUGAGCAAUAACCCCCCCCCCCUCAUCUCCUUGCAGUUUGAGCCCCAGAAACGUCAGGGAACAGGAGCGUCCCUUAGCCUGGGGUAGCGGGACACAGACCCACCUGCUCUCCCGGCAGGUAGUAUUCACGGUGUGGUGUCACCUGAGACGAAGGAGGUGCAGGUAAACAGUAGCCACAGCGGCCAGGAACCCUAGGAGGAAGCCAUCAUCUUCACCCUUCCUGGGGGGUCCGUGUCCUCUCCCGGGGAGAUUCUUCUAGGCCUUGGUUCCACCACCCAGACACCUGGUUAUAGAACGGCCCUUCGGUCCUCGUUUUUCAGACCCUUCCUAUCCCCCCCCGCCCCCGCUGCUUUAUUCUCAUCCAGAUCUUCGGCAAACAGUAAAACCCCAUCCAACGAGGCUGGUCCUCAGUCAGCCUGACCAGGGAGCAGGGUGGCGGCCAGCCCCACCACCCCGCCCAUCAUCUGGACACUCGUGUCGUAAGCAGUUGACCCAGGGAGAGUGGAUGGCCCGGCUCCUCACACUCGGGGGCACUGACUGACCGGAGGCCAGCGACUCCUCCCUGCCACACUCAGGUCGGAGCUCUCCCAUGGCCUCCAGGUGGGGUGGGGCUCCCCACGCCCCACGAAGCUGCUGCUGCUCCUCCUCCUCCCCAGCUCCAUCCCACCAGGGUUUGUGCCGGCGCGGGAGCGCCUCUGGGGCACAGGCUGGCGAACCUGAGGCCCUCUCACCUGGAGGGAGUUCUGUCCUGUCCACCUGAUCCUGGCACGCUCCUUGCUCACUUCGCUUUAGGAUCUGCACACCUGGCGUGUGCAAGUGUGUAUGUGCAUUGUUGUGCCCCUCUCCCUCCCUGGAGUGACGCUCAGGGGGCACGCUACAGUGGGGACAUCGAGGAUGCAAUAUUUACGGAUUGCUGCAUGAUUCUUAAAACUGAAUAAAACUGUUCACAAGGGAA
This is a messenger RNA of Phyllostomus discolor (pale spear-nosed bat), 5038 nucleotides long. It is a transcript of the gene RNF157, whose product is annotated as ring finger protein 157. Gene Ontology annotation, biological process: protein ubiquitination. Lineage: Eukaryota; Metazoa; Chordata; Mammalia; Chiroptera; Phyllostomidae. The record is from RefSeq and is a predicted model, not a curated record. Gene Ontology annotation, molecular function: ubiquitin protein ligase activity. The coding region runs from base 238 to 2220 and encodes 660 amino acids. Gene Ontology annotation, cellular component: cytoplasm. The transcript is spliced from 20 exons.